Camellia sinensis is the source of this 1137-nucleotide messenger RNA. Lineage: Eukaryota; Viridiplantae; Streptophyta; Magnoliopsida; Ericales; Theaceae. The record is from RefSeq and is a predicted model, not a curated record.
AUGGAGGUUGAAACAAUGAAGAAAUGCAACUUAAGCACAGUGAUAGCAUGUCUCUUGUUCUUCGUACUCUUCCUUGUAUCUCAGAUGAGGAUCUCAUCAAUCUCCAAUAAACUAAUUGCAACUAUUUCUACUUGUAUGGAUGAAGGAACAACAUUUUCAGUGUUUUUGGACCCGCAAUCCCAAGAACAAGCUCACUCAGACUCAGCCGGCCCAAUUAUUUGCAACCGCUCUCAUCGUAGUUAUGAUAUCUGCUCAAUCAACGGCCCAACUAUCUUGGACCCCAAAGUGUCCACCUUCUAUGCUAUUGGCCACACCAGUUCAACAACUCAGGUGGAAAAAGUAAAACCUUACCCUCGAAAAUGGGAUAUAUUUAGAAUGUCCCAAAUCACAGAAGUCACUCUCGCCUCAGGUCCACCAAGGGCACCAUGCAUGGUCCAACACAAUGCCCCAGCCCUGUUAUUCAGUGCUGGAGGGUACAGUGGAGAUUUCUUUACCGACUUCAGUGAUGAAUUCAUUCCACUCUUCAUCACCAUCAAUUCAAUCUACUCCAGUGAGGACCUUGUCCUUGUGAUCUCAAAUGCACAUGAUUGGUGGACGAGGAGAUACGCAGAUUUGCUACAGACUUUCAGCAAGUACCCGAUUAUAAACCUUGACAACGACACUACCACCCAUUGUUUUCCUUCAGUCACAAUAGGCCUCAUCUCACUUGACCUAAUGAGUGCUGACCCAAAACCAAGACCAAACUCAAAAACCAUCUCGCAUUUCCAUGCACUGCUAGAUAAAACCUAUGCUCAUAACCAUCCUUCCAACCCUACCUCCCUAAAAUCCCGUCCACAGAUGGUGUUAGCUGGGCGGAACAGUGCCAUUGGACGCGUGAUCAUGAACCGAGCGAAGGUGAAAAAGGUGGCAGAGGAGGAGGGUUUUGAUGUCAUUGAGUUUGAACCAAAAUAUGCAACACCAUUGCGGGAAGCAUACGCAUUAGUGAGUUCAAGCCAUGUAAUGGUAGGGGUGCAUGGUGCAGCACUCACUCACUUCUUGUUUCUCCAGCCAGGAUCGGUUUUCAUGCAGGUGGUGCCAAUCGGAACGGAACAGCUAGCAUUUGUAAAGGCAAAAGCAUUCAUGGACAAAGAGGGUUAG